AAAACUUGCAUCUCGGUUUCGCGAAUCGCAGUCAUCUUCCUUUGCUGUGUGAAAAAGUAGUGUUCGAACGAGAAAAAGGCUUCCGAAGGCCCCAACAGUACAAGGAACCCCGGAACCGCCCUCCAGAGCAAGGAUGAUCGGAAAUUUGGCCAAGCUAUCGUACGUACGCGGAGUGUCGCAGGCCGUCGCAAGCGGAUGCAAGGCCGCAGCCGUCCCCGUCAAGGUGGAUGCCAAGCCAGCUGUCUUCGCAGGUCAGACCCCGAUUGUUGCCAGCUCGCCGAAUAGCGCACUGCCGCGGUCCGUAGUCCGGGUUGUGUCCGGAGUUGCAGCUACUGGUCAGAUCCGACUGGCUCACACCGACAUCCAGACCCCCGAUUUUUCACCCUACCGUCGCGAGCAGGUUAAGCGACCCAACGCCAAGAAUGACUCGGCUGAUGAGCGUGCUGCUUUCACCUACCUGAUGGUGGGAGGUGCUGCCGUAAGCACCGCUUACGUGGCCAAGUCGUUGGUCUCCACCUUUGUCUCUUCGAUGAGCGCCUCGGCCGAUGUGUUGGCUAUGGCCAAGAUCGAAAUCAAGCUGGCUGACAUCCCGGAGGGCAAAUCAGUUACCUUCAAAUGGCGUGGCAAACCGCUGUUCAUCCGUCACCGCACGGCAGCGGAGAUCUCGGCCGAGGAAUCCGUCAACACUGGAACCCUACGUGAUCCCCAGCAUGAUUCUGAGCGUGUCAAAAACCCAGAAUGGCUCGUCGUGAUCGGAGUCUGCACCCACUUGGGUUGUGUACCGAUCGCUAAUGCUGGUGACUUCGGCGGAUACUACUGUCCGUGUCAUGGUUCUCACUACGACGCUUCCGGGCGCAUCCGAAAGGGACCUGCUCCACUAAAUCUGGAGGUGCCCUACUACGAGUUCCCAGAGGAUGGGUUGGUCGUUGUUGGUUAAACGAUAUUUGUGAUUUUGCUUAUGUUUUUAAUAGCAGCAAAAACUAAAGAAGUAUCAAUUAGGUGUUCCGUUAAACAAAUGGUAUCUUUCUGUACUGCAAUCGAAAUUCGCGAUGGCAAAUAAAUAAAGAACAUGAACAUA
Messenger RNA from Armigeres subalbatus, 1078 nucleotides. It is a transcript of the gene RFeSP, whose product is annotated as cytochrome b-c1 complex subunit Rieske, mitochondrial. Gene Ontology annotation, cellular component: membrane. Gene Ontology annotation, molecular function: 2 iron, 2 sulfur cluster binding; quinol-cytochrome-c reductase activity. The record is from RefSeq and is a predicted model, not a curated record. Gene Ontology annotation, biological process: mitochondrial electron transport, ubiquinol to cytochrome c. Bases 134 to 937 code for a protein of 267 amino acids. NCBI's taxonomy places the organism in Eukaryota, Metazoa, Arthropoda, Insecta, Diptera, Culicidae. The transcript is spliced from 4 exons.